AGCAGAAUACACCAGGAAGGUUUAGUGUUAAGUCCUCACUGGGACAAAUAUAGCACCAGUGUAGCCAGCUGGAGGGCUUGUUAGCUGAUCCGGGAGCCCGACCACAGCGUAUGGAGAGACUCUCAUCCUCACUCAGCCCUUCAGACGGACGCUGACUGACUCAUAACUCGGACCGCAAGAAGUGAAUUCACUCAGUUGCUCCAGCAGCUCUGCAAUGUGUUGCAUUCGAGGAAGUUGUUGAAGGCAGCAUGAGUUGUUGUGUCAGCGCGGGCCAGGCGGACAGAGCCUCGUUCUCCAGCUGAGUGGACCCCCCCCCCUGGCCGAGGCAGCAUCCUUGUUACAUGUGUACAACCAUGAAGUUCAACCAGUGCGUAUUGCAGGAGUCUGCCGUGAACCGCGACGAGAACAAAGUGUGGAAAUGGCACAUUCAGGACCCCGCCAGCCAGAGACUGACGUGGAACAAGCCCCCAAAAAGUGUCCUUGUCAUCAAGAAGAUCCGAGAUGCCAGUCUGCUCGAGCCUUUCAAAGAGCUCUGCAUAUUCCUCACCGAGAUGAAAAACAUGAUUGUUUACGUGGAAAAGAAAGUUCUAGAGGACCCGGCCAUUUCUGGUGAUGAAAACUUCGGAGCCAUCACGAAGAAAUUCUGCACUUUCAGAGAAGAUCUUGAUGACAUCUCCAAUCGUGUGGACUUCAUCAUCUGUCUUGGUGGAGAUGGGACGUUAUUGUAUGCAUCUUCACUCUUCCAGGAAAGUGUUCCACCAGUUAUGGCCUUCCACCUGGGCUCCCUGGGCUUCUUGACCCCUUUUAAAUUUGACACCUACCAGUCUCAGGUCACCCAAAUAAUUGAAGGUAACGCUGCCAUCGUCCUGCGCAGUCGCUUGAAAGUGCGAGUGCUUAAAGAGAACUGGGACAAGAAGGCCAGAGUGGACGAAAAGGGCAUCAUUCUUACCAACGGGGACAUCGAAAGUAGCCGCAAAGCCGUGCAGUAUCAGGUGCUGAACGAGGUGGUGGUGGACAGAGGGCCCUCUUCCUAUCUAUCCAAUGUGGACCUCUUUCUGGACGGACACCUCAUUACCACAGUACAGGGAGACGGUGUGAUAGUAUCUACACCUACAGGCAGUACAGCUUAUGCAGUGGCAGCAGGCGCUUCCAUGAUCCAUCCAAACGUCCCAGCCAUCAUGAUCACCCCCAUCUGCCCACACUCUCUCUCUUUCAGACCCAUCGUGGUGCCUGCCGGGGUGGAGCUCAAGAUCAUGCUCUCACGCGGUGCCAGAAACACAGCCUGGGUGUCCUUUGAUGGAAGAAAGAGACAAGAGAUCUGCCACGGAGACAGUAUUACCAUCACUACUUCCUGCUUCCCCGUUCCCUCCAUCUGUUUCCGGGACCCGGUCAACGACUGGUUCGAGAGCCUGGCCCAGUGUUUACAUUGGAACGUGAGGAAGAAGCAGAACUACCUCAGCUCAGAGGACGAGGAGUUCUGAAAGCUGUUUUGGCAAUCUUCUAGGUCCUUCUUCGAGGUUUCCAGGACUCCUAAGUUUUUUGUUUUUGUUUUUUUUUAACCUUGACCGUGCUCUGUGCCGUUUCGUAUUUCAAUGGGUUGAAGGUCUCCAACUCCACUCAAAAAUAUCUGCCACAAUAAUGUCGCUCUUCAUCAAAUGAUUCCAUAAAAGACUGCGUCAAUGAGUAAUGAAACAUCUAGCACUUUGGCUGCAGGUCCACCAUAUUGUAUUUUAGUGGAAUCAGACUGUGGGAAUAAGAGGCAAGCAAAUAUAAACAUUGAGUCUAAUCAAUCUCACACAAGCUACUCAGAGGAUUAGUAAUAUAUUAAUGUUAAAAGUAUGAAGCAUUAAUGAAGAGUCUGUAAAAUUCCCAAAAAGAUAUGGUUAUGUUUAACUAUGUAAGCACGUUAAAAUGUUGGAUUUUUUGAAUGGAGUUUGGCCCCACUGUUGGUCCAGGAUCGUCCCUGUGUGUUUUCACUGAGAUGCCUGUGGAAAACUGGCCUUUUGAAGUCUAGUGAUCAAAGGGAAAUGCAAAGAUUGGGAUGUUCUUGGACUAAAAUGCACAAGGUCAGCUGUGGAUGGCAGUUAAUGCAAUACUCUGAAUGGGUGUUAUCAGGUCUGUUCUAGCACUUUUUUAUCUUUAAGGUGGAUGGCAGGGACACACCUUUUACUUUAUAAACAACACAAGCUAGUUCUCACAGAGGUAAAGGCAGAGUUGCACCUUUUUUUUUCUUUUUUUUUUUGAGAACUGUAAAGAAAUUUGUCAGCUCAAACUUUCCCUGAAUUAUCUUGUUAAUCAAAUCAGGAAAAACUGAUGUAAUGCCGUCGAUGAAUGGCAAAUUCUAUGUGCAUCUUGGGGAAGAGCAGAUUACUUGGCAGUAGUGGCCCAACUGUACAGACUGUGCCUUAAACACUGGUAUCAUUAAUGUAUAGACUUUUUUUUUUUUAAGUUUCCUUCCUUCAAGUCAUACACCACACAUCUGUGAUUUGUUCAUUUUCUGAUUAACUACAUGUUGACUGUAGUCUCUGCUGUCUGCGGCACAUGAAACUUAAUCAACUAAUUGAAAUCUAUAGUAUGUUACAUCGUACCUCUGUUCUGCAGUCAUGUAGUAGAUGCGUUGGAUGACGUGUGGUGUCAGGAGGUUAUGUUCAUUCCAGGCAAGGAGACCACAGUUCAGAUGUUUCAACGUCUUUUAACAUCAGUUUUUUAAACAAUGUCUUCUUAAGCCAUAGCUGAACUCUGUGUAGGUUUUAUAGACAAACGUCUGUAGGCUUUAAUGGUCUGAGAGAGAGAGUGUGUGUGUGUGUGUGUGUGUGUGAGAGAGUCUGUCAUGGGCUACUUUUGGGGACAAAUUUCAGAUUUAAUUGGGGAUGGCUUGUCCAAUUGAGGACAAAAGCUGUGUCCUUAUGUGGGAAAAAGAUUUAUGGAUGAAUGGUUAACGUUAUGGUUAAGGUUAAACAAGUUAUAAUGAUGGUUGGGGUCUGCGUAAGUCUCCAGGAAAUGAAUUUAAGUCUAUGUAAUGCCCCCAAAAGUGACCAUGGUCUGAAAUGUGAGUGAGUGUGUGUUCAAUAAUCGACUUUUUACAGAUUUUGGUGACUCUGUUCUUUUCAGUUUGCCACUGCAGUCUUUGCUAAAUACUUUAAGGUGGCCUAUCUUACAUAUCUGUUUGGAUAUCAUUUUUAGAUGUUAAUAUAUACAUGGUGAAUUGGCUCAACUAAUCGUGUUCGGGUGAAAAGAUGAAGGUGAAAAAAGGACCAACCGAGCUCUAAAGGCAAUCAUUCCCUUAACUCUGAGUAUGUGUAUAUAUGUGAUGCUUGAAUAAGAUGUAUUUUGUUAAGUCUAUAUGUUUAUUAACCAGUUUACAAUGUAUCAUUGCUGAAAAUAAAUCUAUUUGUUACUUUUUUACAUGAAUACGUUCUUCAGUUGUUAAUUAUUUUUUUUGUUGAAGUCUAUUUUAACAAUAUUCAUCUUAAACUCAGAUUUUAAACAGUUUGUAACGUGUCAGCAGAACUUUAAGUACAUUUAAAUAGAGCCCACACUUACACAAUAAGCAUUCCAGGUUAACUUGAACAGUGACCUUCUUUAACCCAUGUGUGAAAAUUGAUACUGGUUUAAAAUGUCAGGUCCAGUAAGUCCAGUUCUACUGUAGUUCGAUGCUACAGUCUCAUGACAGCAGCAGUGCGGGCUUUGACUUCCCUUUUUCUAUGAAGCAUUGUCAAGUCUCAAAGUGCUUUUCACUUUUGUAACUCUGAGAGCCUCUAACUCUGACUUUUGUAUAGGUACAGUAAGUUUGUUCAUGUUUUUAAAGUGAAUUCUGCUAUUUUUUUCCCCGUCAGAGUACUUUAAUAAACAGAGAGAAACUUUUAA
This is a messenger RNA of Scomber japonicus (chub mackerel), 3867 nucleotides long. It is a transcript of the gene nadka, whose product is annotated as NAD kinase a. The record is from RefSeq and is a predicted model, not a curated record. The transcript is spliced from 10 exons. Lineage: Eukaryota; Metazoa; Chordata; Actinopteri; Scombriformes; Scombridae. Bases 342 to 1481 code for a protein of 379 amino acids. Gene Ontology annotation, biological process: NADP+ biosynthetic process; NAD+ metabolic process. Gene Ontology annotation, molecular function: NAD+ kinase activity.